Molecule: messenger RNA, 1578 nt
Organism: Brenthis ino (lesser marbled fritillary)
Lineage: Eukaryota; Metazoa; Arthropoda; Insecta; Lepidoptera; Nymphalidae
Source: the annotation of a GenBank genome assembly
AUGUUUAUAGAAGAUAUUAGAAAUGAUUUUUAUAAUGUUCUUCUAGGCAACAGGGUACUAUUACUAGUUCAUUACGAUGUGGAUUCGAUUUGUGCGUGUAAAAUACUUCAAGACUUGUUUAAAUGUGAUAAUAUUUUGUACACUUUGGUCCCAGUUGGGGGUAUAUCAGAGUUGAAAACUGCAUAUGAUGAAAACAAUGAAGAAAUUAAAUAUGUUGUACUAAUCAAUUGUGGCGGGACCAUAGACUUAGUAGAUAUCCUUCAACCAGAAGAAGAUGUAAUUUUCUUUGUUCUGGACUCUCACAAGCCUACUGACAUAUGUAAUGUAUAUAGCGAUGGUCAGGUAAGACUUAUUUAUAAAGACGAAGAGGAGAACAUUCCAAAUUUUGAUGAUAUAUUCCGGGAUGAUGAGGAAGAGGAAGAGGAGACGGAAGGCAGGGAAGAUAUUGAAACAAUUGUGGAAAAGAGACGAGAAAGAAAAGCAUGGGAGGAAAAACGACACACACUAAUGUUUAAUUAUACUCAGUUCUCCUAUUAUGGAAAACCAAGCGCGUGCACGGCAUUAGAGCUGGCGGCGCGCUGCUCGCGCUGCACUGUGCGCGCGCUGUGGGCGGCGGCGGCGGCGGGCGCGGCGCACGCGGCGCUGCAGCUGCGCUCGCCGGCGCGCGCGCUGCUCGACGCCGAGCCGCUGCACCGCUACGUGGCCGCGCAGCUGCAUGGCGACGACGUGUACACUGGCGCCCGCGUGGUGGUAGAGAAGGACGCGUGGCUGCCGCUGUACCGCUGGUGGUCGCUGGAGGCUGCGCUGGCGCACAGCGCGCUGGCGCCCGCGCUGCGCCUGCACGCGCGCUCCGGCGCCGCCAGGCUGCGCCAGCUGCUGGCCGACAUGGGCUUCCCACUCCAACAAGCAAGGCAAGCGUACAGAUCAAUGGACGUGGACCUCCGGAGGUCACUCCUCACAUCCCUGGAGACAGCGGCAGCUAAGCACAAGCUGCCCACUCCCACUCGAGCCACGUUCCUGUUGCAAAGGCCUCAUGCACCUGUGGUCGCUGCUUUAGAUGUAGUUUAUGCUAUCAUGGCCCUUAUUGAACAUGAAACAAUCCCCCGAGCAGAAGGAUUUCAGCUAGCUCUCGCAUGCCUUGAUGUAUCCGGAGAGAACGAAGCCCUGAAGCAAGGCAUAGCAGCAGCGAAGCAGACCCUGCAGGCGGUAGCCAGACUAGUUCACAAUAUCUUAUCGUCCCGGGGACUGAUGCUGGCUGGACCAUUCAAUUAUUUUAUUGUGCAGGAGGGUGUGCCCGAGGCGGCGGCGGUGGCGGGCCCGCUGUGGCUGGGCGCGGCGGCGCGCUGGGUGGCGCGCGCGGCGCCGGCGCGGCCGCUGCUGUGCGCGGCUCGGGCGCUGCUGCUGGGCCUGCCGCCGCACCACCACCAGGACCCGCGCAAUUUAUUCGGAGCAGCAUUCGAACAAGCAGCCACUAAAAGCGGAAUAUCAGUGUCACUGGACUUCGUAGACUCCUCAAUCAUCACAGUGCCGAUAUCUCAGAGAACCCAGUUCUUAGACGCAUUGACAGCUUUACUCGCA